Messenger RNA from Sodiomyces alkalinus F11, 538 nucleotides. RefSeq names its product mitochondrial 37S ribosomal protein SWS2. The record is from RefSeq and is a predicted model, not a curated record. Gene Ontology annotation, molecular function: structural constituent of ribosome; RNA binding. The transcript has 4 exons. NCBI's taxonomy places the organism in Eukaryota, Fungi, Ascomycota, Sordariomycetes, Glomerellales, Plectosphaerellaceae. The coding region runs from base 85 to 444 and encodes 119 amino acids. Gene Ontology annotation, cellular component: ribosome; small ribosomal subunit; mitochondrion. Gene Ontology annotation, biological process: translation.
GCUGCGACCAAGUGACAGAACUGAGGUACAGAGUAAAUUCUCAGGACAUAUGAAGAACGUUCUGACGCGACGUAGGUAGUCAGGAUGGUUUUCAUCUUAGGCGUCAAUUUCUCCGAGCGCAAGCUCGUGAAGAAAGCUCUCGAGUCUUUCUACGCCCUGGGUCCCAGCACCUCGGCCCGCAUUCUCGCGAAAUACUCCAUCCACCCGCUCGCCAAAGUCGGCUCCCUCCCACCAAAGACCGUCACAUCAUUAACCGCCGAGCUCUCGGGCAUGACCAUCGAAUCCGACGCAAAGAAGAUCAUGCGAGAGAACAUUAAACGUCUUAAGGACAUGGGCAGCUACAGGGGUAGGCGCCAUGCCAUGAACCUACCCGUCAGGGGACAGAGGACGAGGACACAGAUCGAGACGGCGAAGAAGUUAAACAGGAUCGAGCGGAGGGCAUGAGGCUGGUUGUACGGAUGGUACGGAGUACCGAAGAGGAUAUUGGGUUUGGGUUGGGCUAAAAGGCUUCGUGCUGUCAGAAGCAUCCGGCACCGCC